AUAGAGACAUUUAAAAGUACGACGGUGUCAACCCGCAAUCUCUGCUAGCCAAUGCUCUCACUCACUACUCCAGAACGUCGGAAACUCGGUCUCGGGUCUGAGUUUCUGCUGAAGGAUUUUCCCAGCCCAAGGAUUUCCAAGCUAAAAAGCGUGGUUGGACCAGGCAUUUGGAGACCUACAGAUACAGUCCAAGAUCGACCAACCAUCGCGGAUUUUUGAACGAGAGGUGAAGAGUUUGCGAUUAGGUAGGUGCCUGGGGCCAACGGGGGGCUUGGCAUUAUUCAACAACAAUUCACUGGCUUUGUUUCGGAC
Molecule: messenger RNA, 312 nt
Organism: Colletotrichum phormii
Lineage: Eukaryota; Fungi; Ascomycota; Sordariomycetes; Glomerellales; Glomerellaceae
Exons: 2
Coding region: 52-219 (55 amino acids)
Source: RefSeq, a predicted model, not a curated record